Ectocarpus siliculosus is the source of this 2173-nucleotide messenger RNA. The record is from the annotation of a GenBank genome assembly. NCBI's taxonomy places the organism in Eukaryota, Phaeophyceae, Ectocarpales, Ectocarpaceae.
AUGGGUGCGGACCUCUCCACUCGCCCCGCCGACAUCCUGUCGCACCUCGCACACUCCUGCUCUCCCCCUCGUUCCUCACACAACGAGGCAACACGCAACGGGGAUAUCGAGCUUGCUCUUCUUGAACCCCGGGCAAGAAGCAACAGAGGCGUUCACCAAGUGCGCAAGGUCUGCUUCGAAACGAACAUGGGACGCACGUGUAAUCUGGUGUGGCUCGCUGGCUUCGCCCUGGUUGCUCGGACUGCUUCCGGUGGAUGCCCGUUCCUUUCAGGUCAAAAGGACCUUGGCAGCCGCAUUGGUGGCGAACGCCUCCUGUCCGGCGACCACGAUGAUGGUCACGAAGGAGGGGCCGAUUACUCCCGAGAGACGUACGAGGCCAUCCAAGCCGACAUCGUGUCCAUGUUCGUCGACUCCAAGGACUUUUGGCCGGCCGACUUCGGCAACUACGGCCCUCUGUUCAUUCGACUUGCUUGGCACUGUGCAGGUAGCUACCGCGCUUCCGACGGGCGAGGGGGCUGUGAUGGCGGCAGGAUCCGCUUCUUCCCGGAACACGGCUGGGCCGACAACACCAACCUGGACAAGGCCCUGACCCUCCUCCAGCCCAUCAAGCUCAAGUACGGCGACGCGAUCUCAUGGGCCGACCUCAUCACCCUGACGGGAGACAUGGCCAUCUCGAGUAUGGGGGGUCCCAUCCUUGGUUUCUGCGCUGGAAGGCAGGAUGAUGACUCCGGUUACGACAGUCUCGAGCUCGGCCCAACUCCCGAACAGGAGGCGACUGCUCCUUGCGCCGUGAACGGAACCUGCGAGCUCCCUCUCGGCACCAGCACCGUGGGGCUCAUCUACGUCAACCCAGGCGGGCCAAUGGGCGUCCCUGAUCCGGAGGCCAGUGCGCCGCAGAUCCGUGAAGUCUUCUCGCGUAUGGGCAUGAACGACACCGAGACCGUGGCGCUCAUCGGCGGAGGGCACGCGUUCGGAAAGGUGCACGGGGCAUGCCCCAGCGGUCCUGGCCCCGACCCCUUCGACGCCCCGGAGGCCCCCUGGCCCGGAACCUGCGGGGACCCCGAUUCGGCCACGUUCGGGCGCGCCGAGAACACCUUCACCUCCGGCUUUGAGGGGGCUUGGACGGAAGAGCCCACGGUAUGGGACAACAGUUACUUCGUCGACCUCCUAGAGUAUGACUGGAUUCAAGCCGAGAGCCCCGCCGGCAACAUCCAGUGGAUUCCCGUCCUGAAGGAAGAUGCCACCGAAACCGACGUUCCAGACAUCAUCAUGCUGACUUCGGACGUCGCUCUGCUGAUGGACCCCGAGUACCUUGCUAUCGUGGAAGAGUUCGCCGCCGACCAGUAUGCCCUGGACAUCGCCUUCUCCAAUGCCUGGUACAAGCUCGUCACUCGCGACAUGGGGCCGCACUCGCGCUGCGUCGGCACCGACGUCCCCCCCCCGCAAGAGUUCCAGCUCCCGCUCGCCGACACGCCGAAGGACCUCCCGAGCUACUCUGGGGCCAAGGAAGCGAUCGGCCGCAUCCUCUCGGAGGAGUCGACGUACGCCCCCCUCUUCGUGACCCUGGCCUACCAGUGUGCGUCUACCUUCCGGUCUACCGACUACAUGGGAGGCUGCAACGGCGCCAGGAUCAGGUUCCCGCCCCAGAGCGAGUGGGCCAGCAACGCGGGGCUGAGUACGGUGGCGCAGAUGGUGGCACUCGCGGGGCGCCCUCGCAGUUCUUCUUUCAUGACCGGCCUUGGGUACAGCGGCUCCUACACGGAAGAUGACGCAGGACACCCUUGGCGCCACCUGUGCGAUUACAACGGGUUUCGCCUCUCGACACCAAGGUCGAUACGGCGGCGACUCCGCCAGGGGCGUGUGCGAUUACCUUUCUUGCAUAUCAGCCUGUAACAUUGGCGUGAAUGUACGAUUAGGGCUCAUUUCGAGUGCCAAGCCGUGCUGGCUUGGGCUGGUUGAGGUUGUCCCCGAUGACCUUGGUCGACGAAACACCUGGACGGGCUCGGGGCUGUUCAGGGGAUUACAUAAGCUGUAGACAAGAUACUAGUUUGGCUGUCAAAGGAGCUUGCAGAGUGGUACAUAGAGAUAACGGAGCUUGCAGAGUGGUACAUAGAGAUAACGUAACAUCUUCCGAGUACCAGAUCGGGCAAAUAGCAGAAUGUUCGUUCGCUCC